This is a messenger RNA of Amaranthus tricolor (Joseph's coat), 2168 nucleotides long. RefSeq lists its product as uncharacterized. Gene Ontology annotation, biological process: mRNA splicing, via spliceosome. Bases 1581 to 1889 code for a protein of 102 amino acids. The transcript has 4 exons. Gene Ontology annotation, cellular component: precatalytic spliceosome; U2 snRNP. The record is from RefSeq and is a predicted model, not a curated record. Lineage: Eukaryota; Viridiplantae; Streptophyta; Magnoliopsida; Caryophyllales; Amaranthaceae.
GUUUAGCAAUAAUUUCAUGUAUUCUAUUAUGUUUUAUUUCUAUAUUUAUGUUUUGAUGGUUCUAGAUUAUUAUAUUCUUUUGGGAUAGUAAUUUGUUGCGAUGUAUAAAGCAGUUUAGGGAAGGGGGUUCAAAUGUCAUACAUCGCUUUAAUCACUUAAUGUAUGCCUUCUCUCAAAUUUACUGGUCGAACGCCCAUAGAGUAAACAAUCAAAUUAAAUCACUUCAGAAGAGUAUUAUCAUAUUAAUGAAUACCUUCAACUUGACCUUGCUGACACUUAAAAGCUAGAACUCGAAUGAAUGAGCCCACUUUAUGUACAAUACUUUGAUGAGUGCUAUCUUAAUAUUAAUUAUAGGACAUGACCAUGUGCUAUUUACUUAUGCCUUCUCACCUCCCUGCUGCCAAACAUCACUUUCACUUCCUUUUAUAGUGAUUAACUGAUUUACAAUGACAUCAUUCCGGAACUUUAAUAGUGAUCCUAGUGUGAGGUUAAUUGAUUUAAGAGGGAAAAUUCAUAUGCCUUGCGCCGUCUUACUGAUGUUAAAUGGGUGCCUUUAAUUCGUCCUUUACGUUUGAAGCUUUUUAAAGCUAGAUCCUUACCCACCCAUUCCACAUCACCUACACUAUGCAAUGCUCAAUAAUUUUGCUGAAAAUGGGUACAUGGUUUCAACUGUAUUGUUAUCUGAACAAAUGGAGGUACAUGAUGUUUUCAUAUGACAUGAACAAAUGGAUCUGGCAUAAGGGAUGUUUUGCGAUGAAAUGGUGGUGUUUACAAAUGUUAGUGCUAGUAUUGUUGUUGAGCUUAUGAAUUAACUUUUGUUAUUAUCCUUUCCCGCUGUGCCAAAGUUCAUGCAGGAGGAGCCGUGUCUAGGCAAGCAAUUGCUUUUCGUCACAAUUACAAAAAAUGAGAUUUAAUUGACAGUGAUCAUGGGUAUUACACUGAUCUCAAGCUUCAGAAGCUAGGUUUUGUGGGUGCAGUAAAAGAUUUGUACCAGAUAAAUAUCAAGGAGCUAUCACCUAUUGCUAUUGUUUACUAAUUAGCUUUGAAUAGUAAGAGGAGUUGGCUUUGGAUAUACUGAGACGAUGAAGUUGAAGAAUGUUGGUCGAAUGAAGUGACAUGUUUUGCCAACUUGCUGUUGUACGCAUUGAUUUCCUGGUUUUUAGAUUUGUGAUUGAACUAAUUAGGUUUAUGUCCCUAGAACUUGGUAUUGUGAUAUUGUUUCCACUCCCUAGCAUGGAGCACAAUGGUUGUGUGUUAAAUCUUCUAGGCAGAUGAGUAAUUUAAGACUUUGGUAGAGGGCAGAGGCUGACAUUUCUAGAAAAUUCCCUUUUGAGCCUGAUGACUUAGUUUUUGCCCAUUUAAGGACGUUCUGGGCCAGGUAAGAUUUACAAAGAUUUCAAUGAGCUGUCUAAUUAAAUAGGAAAAAGAUUAUUCAAUUUGCAGCCCUGGCCCCCUGGCCCCAGCUUUGUGGAGAGCAUAUGCUUUAUGAAACUUGUUAAUGCCUAUGUAGAGAAAUGAGACCUGUUGUUGUUCAUGAAAAGCUACAAUUGACGUAGAAUAUACAAUUUUUGAGCAUAAUAAUGUUGAUCCUCCAUAAAUUUUUGCAUAAUAUUAAUAUGAUACUUUGGAAGGCCAGUGAUAGAUUUAACAUCAAUUCCCAACUUGAGCAUCUUCAAGCAAAAUAUGUUGGGACUGGACAUGCAGAUCUGAACAGAUUUGAAUGGGCUGUAAACAUUCAACGUGAUAGCUAUGCUUCCUACAUUGGGCAUUACCCCAUGCUUGCCUACUUUGCUAUUGCAGAAAAUGAAUCCAUUGGAAGAGAGCGCUACAACUUCAUGCAGAAAAUGUUGUUGCCUUGUGGCCUUCCUCCUGAAAGAGAAGACGAUUAAGAGUCUCGACUCCAGAGUUGAUGGAAUAGAUGUAAUUGAGGCUCUCAUCUUACGUCCUAUGUCAUGUUUAUCGAAAAGGUGAAAGUUAUGCAUUACACCUUAGCAACUUGGGAUUUUACAUGUUGGAAGUUUAUUUCGUUUGUUAGGAUUGUGGACAAGGGUUUAUUCUCGAGAAGUGAAAUGAAUGAAAGUUGUGGAACAGGGUUAGACACGAGUAAGGUGUUUGUUAACUGUUGUAUGAUUGUAUCAAUGCACUAUAUAUCUGAAAUUUGCUGUUUU